Messenger RNA from Calliphora vicina (urban bluebottle blowfly), 2020 nucleotides. It is a transcript of the gene MFS9, whose product is annotated as major facilitator superfamily transporter 9. Lineage: Eukaryota; Metazoa; Arthropoda; Insecta; Diptera; Calliphoridae. Gene Ontology annotation, molecular function: transmembrane transporter activity. The transcript has 7 exons. The record is from RefSeq and is a predicted model, not a curated record. The coding region runs from base 286 to 1809 and encodes 507 amino acids. Gene Ontology annotation, cellular component: membrane. Gene Ontology annotation, biological process: monoatomic anion transport; transmembrane transport.
AACUCGAAAUAGCCAAUAAGGAAAACAAAAAUAUAAAAUUACUGGUUUAUUUGAAACCACUACAAGUCAUAAAAUAAAAAUAAUAGAAAUCAAUAGAUUUCAAGUGAGAAAGUUUGUUAGAAAAGUGUAUUUAUUCAAAAAAUAAGAGUGGCUUUGAAGCAUUUUAAGGAAUUUUAAAUCUAGCAGCAUCAAUUCUCUACAGCUGAAACCGUCUAAACUUUUGUGUGUGUUUAUGGAAACUUAUUAAGCAGCCGAUUGCUGAGUGAAUUGCUGCCUUUGGAAACUAUGAACGAACCUGUAAAGAAUGGAAAAGAUGCUGGUCAUCAGCUGGAGUCUUCAACGUAUGAACCUGAAAAGUUUGUUGAGGAGGAACCUCUGAGUUGGAGAUUUUGGCGUAAACGUCGUUAUAUAGUGGUUUUGUUGGCUUUCUUUGGUUUCUUCAAUGUCUACUCGCUGCGUGUGAAUUUAAGUGUGGCCAUUGUGGCCAUGACAGAGAAUCGUACUGUUAUCGAUGAGAAUGGCAUUGAAUCGUGGGAACAAGAUUUCCCCUGGGAUCCUAAGCAGAAGGGUCUCAUUUUAAGUUCAUUCUUCUAUGGCUACAUAUUGACACAGUUUAUUGGCGGUUUUAUUGGAGCUAAAAUUGGUGGCAAUUUGGUAUUUGGUAUUGGUAUCGGUACAACCGCCAUUUUGACCUUAUUCACACCCUUGGCAGCAAAGCACAGUUUGGAAAUGUUGCUGGCAGUGCGUAUUAUCGAAGGCAUUUUUGAGGGUGUUACCUUUCCUUGUAUACACGCUGUAUGGUCCCGUUGGUCUCCACCUUUAGAACGUUCGCGUAUGGCCUCCAUAGCCUUUGCUGGUAACUAUGCUGGUACUGUCAUUGCCAUGCCUUCGUCAGGUCUCUUGGCCUCCGCUUAUGGCUGGGAAAGUGUAUUCUAUGUAUUUGGUGUCAUUGGCUGUAUUUGGUUGGUGUUGUGGUUGUUAAUUGUACGUUCGGGACCCGAUAAGGAUCGUUACUGUUCGGACGAUGAACGUAAUUAUAUUGAGAAGACAAUUGGCACUGUGGGACACCAAACAAUCAAGCAUCCCUGGAAGGCCAUAUUUACCUCAUUGCCAUUCUAUGCCAUUGCGGUGUCUCACUUUUCGGAAAAUUGGGGUUUCUAUACUCUGCUAACACAGCUGCCAACAUUCCUUAAAGAUACCUUGAACUUCAACUUGGAUAAAACUGGUUUUAUAUCAGCUGUGCCAUAUCUAACCAUGGGAAUAUUGUUGGGUGUUUCGGGCUAUUUGGCCGAUUGGCUGCAAGUCAAGGGUUAUUGGACCACCACACAAGUACGUCGUAACUUUAAUUGUGGUGCUUUCUUGGCGCAAACUGUUUUCAUGGUACUCACGGCCUAUUUGUUGGAUCCCACCUGGUCUGUGGUUUGUAUAACCAUAUCUGUGGGUUUGGGUGCAUUUGCCUGGUCGGGCUUUGCCGUAAACCAUUUGGACAUUGCUCCCCAACAUGCCAGUGUUUUGAUGGGCAUUGGCAAUACAUUUGCCACCAUACCCGGUAUUGUUAGUCCCAUGCUUACCGGCUAUUUGGUGCAAAAUCAAACCAGUGAAGAGUGGAAGACUGUAUUCUUUAUAUCUGCUGGCAUUUAUCUCGUAGGCUGUGUUAUCUAUUGGAUGUGGGCUUCGGGCGAGCUGCAGGAGUGGGCCAAGUCCCCCGAACAAAAGGCUCUCGAAAUGACAAGACAAAAGGCCGUCACGGAGGGCUAUGUCAACGAAGCUUUGGAGUGCAAAGACGAAGCUAAAGAAAAUCAUAGUUAAUUAUACACACAAACACACACACCCAUGUAGUAUGUAGUUUAAAGAAUUUCCUUUUGUAAUAUUCAAAAACGAUGUAACGCAUAAAUAUCUAUUGUACAAAUGUAUGUAAAUAUGUAUCUAUGCCACUAGAAAAAGUAUUGUAAAUAAUCAUUUUAUAUAUUUUAAGUAAUUAAAAACAGAAUUUAUUGGUUUAAAUUUUAUAUUUACUCAA